Molecule: messenger RNA, 4614 nt
Organism: Gossypium arboreum
Lineage: Eukaryota; Viridiplantae; Streptophyta; Magnoliopsida; Malvales; Malvaceae
Product: protein TIME FOR COFFEE-like
Exons: 12
Coding region: 385-3897 (1170 amino acids)
Biological process (GO): regulation of circadian rhythm
Cellular component (GO): nucleus
Source: RefSeq, a predicted model, not a curated record
CAAAUUGGUUCACAGCUGGCCGUUUAAAGUUAGUUAAUAAUAUUUUUCAUAAAGUUUGAAAUUAAAUAAAUAAUAUUUAACUUUUUUAAAAAGUAAAAUAUCAGUGUCUGGUUAAUAUUUCCCAUUAAAAAAAGAGAGAUAAGUUCAAAGGAAGAGAGAGAGAGAGAUUUUUUAAGCUAUCGCAGAGGAGGAAAUAAAGACGAAAAGAGAAAACGGUGAACUCUUUUUUAUGUAUUCAUUUCUUUUUACUUUAAAAGAAGUUUGAAGCUUGAGGUUUUGAAACAGUUGUUUUUCGCCGGAAAUUAUGGCGGAUUGUUUAACGGCGGGGUAUUGUCGUUGGAAUAUUGUUUGUUUUUGAGGUUUAAUUGAAAUAGAAGUUCUAUAAUGGAGAGAAAUAGAGAAGGAAGAAGAUCGAACAUAGCUCAGUCAAACGGGUUGCAUAAACGUCGUCAACGGAAUAAUAAUAUCCAAGAUGGAGAGAUGGAGAUGCAAGAAACGGCGAGGUUAAGAGAGAGAACGAGUAAGAGAGAUAGAGAGCGAGAUUUGUCGAAUCGGAGCAAGCGUAGGCGGUCGAAUAAGGUGGUUUUACGUGAAAGCGAUAAGAGAGAAGACGGAGAAGAAAGUACGGAGGAGAGUUCAGGUGGUGAAGAAGAAGAAGAAGAAGAAAACGAAACCGAGCAGCAGCAGAAGCAGCUCAGUAGCCGUAAAAUCUCACCUUCUGCUAGAAUUUCUGGGCAGGCGACUCAUUUGAAGGCCACCGAUGAAAUGAUGAUGAGUUUUCCGGUUCCCAGAAAAGCUCGCUCAGCUUCAGUGAAAAGGUCACAUGAGAAUUGGGUGGCUGGAAAUGGUGGUUUCGUCGAUGAACAUAACCAUCUGCGAGGUUCGGUGUCACCGGCUCGUCGGAGCGUUGAGUCUGACCGUGUUUCACCGUCUUCAUCAAAUGGUUCAGUCAGGAAGAAGAUGAAGACGAAUCGACCCAAGACUCGGCUUCCAAAGGCGACCAAGUCUUCGAGCUCAGCUCAAGAGGAUAUUGAGAUUGAAAUUGCAGAGGUUCUUUACGGAUUGAUGAAGCAAUCGCAUAGCUCCAAGAAGGAAGAUAGCGCUGGAAACCCUUCUUCAAAGCUUGAAUCUGAAGAUGCGAAUGUUUUCUCUACGGAUAUUAAGACCUCUUCUUCUCCUCAGAUUGCAAGCUCUGCACUCAGCCAAUCCCAGACAACAGUUUUAAAGGAUCCAUUAACUGGCCUUGCCUCAAACAAGAGCAAAAUUGAAGUUGUGGGUUCUCCAACUCCACUGAAAGUUGAGAAUGAACAGCAGGCAGAAAUGGGAAUUUGUUCACCAAAAAAGGGUCAAAUUUUGGGACUUAAUGCUGCAAUUUCUGAUAAUGGCGUUGCAAAAACUGCACCAGUGGUAAUGGAGUCAUGGGAGAAUGCAAUGUUGAUUAAGCAAGGAGAUCCGAAACCAUCUGCUGUAGAAGAACCGAAUUCUGUAGAUAGAGCUGUGACCAAGGAAAAAUCAGUUACGACCAAAAAGGAAUCUGCUAAUUUGGGUGUUGAUUAUCUGAAUCCCACCGCGACUGAACCAGUAUCAGCAAUGACAAUUGUGGAAAGCCAGCUUGAAGAGAUCGAUUUGAUGGCUUCUCCUAUGGCAUCAUCUCCAGUAAAGGAUGGCUGUGCGGAUAUAAUGUCCAAUCCUAAUUACAAGUUUCAGGAUGCAGAAUGGAAGGUGGAGACCUUGGUCAAGGAUGAAGCAAAGGUUGUGGAGAAAGAAAUGAAAGCAGAAGAUAGUAAAGGCAAGAAGAUGGAUACAACUAAUGAGAAACGAGAGUUGUUGAACCUUAAUUUGGAGAAGCCGGAUCAAGCUGCUAGUGAUUGUUGUACAUUUGAGCUAGGUCAAAAGCCACAGCUAUCUAAAGUUGGCAUUUCUAAAGUGAUGCAAACAGCUUCAUCUAGUUCAGUGCCUGUGCCAAAUGGUCUGCCACCACUGGGGUAUAUGCCUCCCUUCCAGACAUUUCUGCCUAUGGAUGCAAGUGUCGGAUCAUCCAUGGCAUUGCAGCCCUUUCGUUUCUUGCUUUCCCAACCUCGGCCUAAAAGAUGUGUCAUGCAUCACUACAUUGCUCAAAACAUACAAUCACACCAGCAGUAUGCAAAAAUGAACCAUUUUUUGCCACCACAGAGUGGUUCUGUUUCUCUUUCUGGGGGCAAGCCCAGCAAUCUCAAUGUGGCACCACCUGCAGAAACUUUGAUUCUUGGAAAUCCAUUAGUGAGUCUAAGCCCUACCUUGGAGAAAAGUAAGGUUGCAGCAAGCUUUCCUAGUCUUACCAGGAAAGAUAAAAUCUCUGAAUGCUCAAAGGACGCGACAAAGAAGAAGCAGGUUGUGGUUCAACAGGCUUCCCAACCGGUAUCUACUGGUACCUUGAAGCAUGGCCCUGCUUUCAUAUUCCCUUUGAGUCAGUAUCAAACAACUGCAAAUCCAUCUGGCCCUUCUCAUUCUGCUACCUCAACUGGCAAAGCAUCCUUGACUGAUAAUUCAACACUUGGAAUUUCGACUAGCUCUACAGUGUUACAAGGAGUAGCAGGAGCUGUGAGCUUUAAUUACCCAAAUUUGGCUGCUAACCAGGCUCCGUACUUGACUAUAUUACAGAACAAUGGUUAUCCUUUUUCUAUCUCUGCACCGGUCGGAAACCCAUCAGCAAUUAGAGGAGGAACCCCCAGUCAGUCGUUGCCUUUCUUUAAUGGGCCUUUCCAUUCUUCUCAGAUGUUCCAUCCUCAACUUCAACAGCAGCAAGCUCGCUCUCAGCCUCUGGUUCAACCAGCUUAUCAAAAUACAGUCCCAUCAAGUGGUUCAUCGUCAUCCCACAAGCAACCAGAAAGUCAGCAACCACGGGGUGGACAAGUUUGUGGCAACAAUUUUUUGAGCUCAACAAGCAUGCAUUCGCAGCAGCUUCAGGAGCAUAAUGUUCUUUCAUCCAAUCAAUCUCGUAAAAUGGAGCAGGAGAUGAGUGCAGAGCGUCCAAUUGCGAACUCCCAGAAAAAAGUUCAUUCCCAGAACCCACCUCUUCCUCAUCAGCCGCUCAACUUUGCCUUCGUACCCUCUGCAUCAGUUGGUGGAGGCGGAGUUGAUCUUGUCCCUACUCAAGCAUUUGCCAUGUCAUUUGCGUCCACUGGAAACAACAAAGCUUCAAAUCUUAACUUCUCAUCUAUGGCACAAAACCCUGCAAUUUUGCAUAGCCUACCUGAGUUGGCUCGGCAAGGAUACCAAGUUGCACCUGCACCACAAGUUGCACAGCAGAAGAAUCACCAAAUAUCUGAUGGGAAGAGUGGAUCUAGUUCGACCAGUAAGGAUGAUGGAAAAAAGGCAAGUUCAGGGAAGUCGCAUACAACAAAUGGUCAGACAUAUUUUUUUGACAAUUCAGCUAGAUCUUUGAAUUUUGUAUCCUCUACCGUCACGGGAAACUGGACUCCGUGCUCCAUUACCUCCACUACAGUAGCCAUAAGUCCUCCCGUUGUUGCUAAUACAUCAAAUUCCCAUCAACAGCUGCUUCAACUUCAGAAGCAGCACAUGGUGCAACAACAUCAUCAGCAACCUGCUACAGCUUCUCGAAGCAAAAUUCAGACAACCAACACCAUGCCUGCAUCUUCGAUUGCUGCUAAAUUUUCUAGCAAUGCUACCAUAUACACGCAAACUGUUCCCCAAAGCAACCCUGCUGCACAAUCAACCCCAUGGAAAAACUCAGCUAGAACCCCAGCUUCCCCUGCUACCAAUGUUAAAACUUUUCCCCAGCAACCAUUGAGGCCUCCACAAGGCCAAACACAAAUAUCGUUUGGGGUAAAUACCAAGUCCGUGUUAUCGCCUAAGGCACAAGAAAUACCUACAGCAGCCAGUCUGCAUCGCCUAUGAUUGUUUGGUUUCACGUAGCUGUGGCAACUCGAGAACAAGCUCAACAAGCAACACAGUUGGUUUCAUCAGUUCCUACACUGCCAUCACAACGGGACACAGAUUUCUUCUGCUCGUAAUGGCCAAAAAUCGUCUCUGGUUUGUGGAAGAAACGUGCCUUCAAUCUUUGAGCACAUGCGCCAGCCACCUUUUCUACAGCAGAUGCCUUGUUAUUACAGGAGACCCCCAUGGAAUUUUCAAGGGACAAGGUUUUUGAGGGGACCAGAGCUCUUCAUGUAUGCCUGAGGAACUAAAGAUAUUAAUUGUCUGACAGAUUCAGCAGAGGUGUAAAACCAAAGGAGCUUAUGAAUUGAAUAAAGAUUAGAAGAUAAGAUUUGGGUACAACUCCUGCUGGUACCAAGCAUCACAAUCACAUUGGCUUAAAGGCCUGGGGGGUCAUAGCUCUUAAAGAAGAGAGGAUACUAUUAGAAAAGGGCUGUUAUUAAACCAUGCCAUUUUGAAGUAAGAACCAAAGUAGGGGACCAACCAAUACCAUGUUUUGGAUAAUUUUUUUGCUUUGGGUUGCCCUAUUAAAAGUAUGGUUUGUGGGGGUGUUAAAAUGGGGUCAAAUUUAUUUGAUUGGUUAAAGGUGAUGCUGACAGUGUAAAUAGCUUAAUCAUUUGCUGAGAAAAACGAUGUUCUUAAUUUGGUUACUAUUUUAUUUGAAAAACAUUAACCUUA